Molecule: messenger RNA, 15125 nt
Organism: Cyclopterus lumpus (lumpfish)
Lineage: Eukaryota; Metazoa; Chordata; Actinopteri; Perciformes; Cyclopteridae
Gene: hydin
Product: HYDIN axonemal central pair apparatus protein
Exons: 92
Coding region: 1-14814 (4937 amino acids)
Biological process (GO): axonemal central apparatus assembly; cilium movement
Cellular component (GO): axoneme
Source: RefSeq, a predicted model, not a curated record
AUGACAGCCAUUCUGCUUCCCUCAAGAAGCGAUUUUGGCCAGACCGAAGUGCCCCUCAAGCCAAAAAGGGUGACUCCGUCUGCAUACACUCAGGAGAUGCUGCAGUCUACAGAGGAGCGCCUGGCCAACACCGACAACAUGCAGCCGCCUUGCAUCCUGGAACUGCUUGACAUGAGCAAGACUACGCAUCACAAAUUGUCUUUAGUGGAUCUGGAUCAGCCGCUUUUCCAGCCUUACCCAUCUGAGCUGGUCCUCCAGAACUUCACUCCUGCACAGACCUACAUGUUACCUCUACGGCUCGACAACAGAGACAAGGUCUCACGACAUGUGAAGCUGGAGCAGCAGGAGUCUGAGUAUUUCCAUGUGGUCCAAGAGGAUGCAGGGAGGAGUGUUGCACCAGGACUGUCUGCUGCCUUCACUGUCUCCUUCGCCCCGCAGGAGUACAAGGACUAUCACCACAGCCUGGUUUUUGUGACAGAGAGGGAGCGCUUUGAGGUCCCAGUUCGUGCCAUUGGGCCACGUGCCAUUCUUGACUUUUGCGAUGAGCUCCACUUACCCAUCUGUCCUGUGAAAGCCACCACAGAGAAGACUCAGAUGGUCCGCAACAUCGGAAACGGCAAGGCCAGGUUCAAGCUCGACACGCAGAGCCCUUUCUCAGUGACGCCCUCCUGUGGGACUCUUGAUGUGGGCGAGUGGAUGCAGGUGACUGUGAAUUACAACCCCAUGACAGUGGGAGUCCACAGCCAAGAGCUGCUUCUGCACUACCACACUGGUGAAGAUGUGUGCAUCGGACUGUCUGGCGCUUGUGAGGAACUGGAAGUCCGCCUUGAGACCGACUCCGUUCAGUUGACUAGGACCUACAUUUCCUUGGCCAGCGUUGGCACCGUGUCCCUCACCUACAAGAGUAAGAUCCCUCUGAAGUACUACUGGACGACGUGGCCCAGCCUGCAAGAGGAGGCCCUGAGUUUAUUGAGGGAGACCUCAGUGCUGCCGCUGAAGGGGCUCGAGGGAGAGAGGGAGCGGCUGCUCGUUCAGUGUGAGUCCGACCCCACAGCGAUCCACCGCCUCCCGCUGCUGUCCAGAGCCCUGCAGCAGCGCAGGAGCCAGGCGGUGAGGGAUUACCGGCUGGCCCUCUCGCACAGCUGCACCACUGUGGAACCAGCGGAGGGUGAAAUAUGGCCCAGGACCCCAGGACAGUUCAACAUCGUCUUCAUGCCCGAGGAGGCAAAGCUGUACCAACAGACAAUAUAUUGUGAUAUCACAGGCCGUGAAGCUCGGUUACCCCUCGCAAUAAAGGCAGAGGGCAUAGGCCCUAAUCUCCAGCUCAACUAUGACCUGAUCAACAUGCAGAACGUAGUCAUUGGUGACAAAGACUUUUAUGAAGUGCAGUUUCAAAACAAAGGGCUGAUUGAUGCCCCUUUCAGGCUGACGAGCCCUGACACCACUUUCGGCCGCUGUUUCUCCUUCAGUCCAGAGGAAGGUGUUGUUCCCUCUGGGGCCUUCGAGAUUGUGAAAGUCACCUUCCACAGUCGCGUCUUGGGAACUUUCUCCGAGGACUUGCUGCUAACUGUCACAGGACGGCCGCAACCACUUAUUGUGACUUUCAGGGGUUGUGUCAUUGUUCCCACAUUCCACUUCAAUGUUUCGGAGCUCAAUUUUGGAGAUGUGGCCUUUGGUUUCCCACUGACAUUGAUUUGUACCCUCAUCAACUCCUCUUAUGUGCCAAUGACCUUUGCCCUGCGUGUCCCGGGAGACGGGUUGGGGUCUCCCAGCAUAACUAGUGCCAUACAGGUGUCCGAGGUGUCCAGGAACAAUUGGGGAGGCAGUGCUGCUGGAGACCUUCACGCACGGCCUGUGGAGUUCACCAUCACACCUGCUGUGGGCUCUGUGCGGGCCUUGGCAGAUGUCACCAUUAAGGUGGCGCUGUGCUCCAACACAGUCAAGAGAUACAAGCUGGCGCUGGUGGUGGAUGUUGAAGGUGUCGGAGAGGAGAUCAUGACUCUGCCUAUCAAUGCCAGGUGCGUUGUUCCUAAUAUUGUGGUGGAGACUCCAGUGUUGGACUUUCGAAGGUGUUUCCUCGAUCGCCCCUAUGAACUACCAGUGCGGCUCUCCAACACCAGCGCUCUACCCGCCUGCUACGGCAUGCUUGACCAGGAGUACGAGGAGAGUCCGCCACUGCUUUUUGGCACUUCCACACCAAGAGGAUUGAUUCCUCCUCACAGUUCAGAAGAGCUUCCCGUGUUUCUGCUGGCUAAGGCCGUCGGAAGGCAGCAGCCCGCUCUCCGCAUUGCUGUGUUCGGCAGCGUCCAGCCCCCCCUGGAGGUGGUCUUGUCAUGUAUUGGGCAGGGACCUGUAGUUCUUGUUCAGAGCACACAGAUAGACUUUGGCACAAUCCCCGUUCUGACGGACGUUACCAGAGCCCUGACCCUGUCAAACCAGUCUCCUAUUCCGGCCCACUUCACUGCUCGCAUGAGCCAUGGAAGGUCCUUUGGGCGAGUUGAGCCAUGUGAGGGGGAAGUGCCACCCGAAAGCCAGCUGGAGCUGAGAAUAGUGGCACACCUGAAAGACACACUUCACUUCCAGGUCAAGCUGGAAGUGACCAUCCAGCACGGCCAAGUGCACACUGUGCUUCUGUCUGCCACAGGCACGGGCUCCACAAUUGUCAGUGACAGACCUUUCGCUCCCAACCUUGACCUAGGCACAUACUUAAGCCAUUUGUUAUGUCAGUACCACUUCAAGCUGACAAACCAGGGUAAGCGAACGUACCGGAUGUACUGGCGGUCUGCCGGCUUCCUGCCCUCAGCAAAAACCCGAAAAGCGUGCGGCUUAUCCGGCCGAUCCGUCCUGCCCCCCAUCUCUGCUUCCAGUAAGAAGGGUAUCUCGAGCCGUGGGGCUAAGCUCUCCUCCAGCGAGGAGAAGCCGGUGUUCAACCUCAGGCCUUCUCGCGUGGAGCUCACCCCAGGCGGCUCCGUUGACAUGGUGCUGACGGGAUCGUCGGACUCCCCCAAGUUUGUACAGGAGCGCCUGGUGUGCCAGGGCUUUGUAGGUGGCCAGGGCUGUAGCAAGCUCAUCAUGUCUGUAGAUGUUACCUGUCGCUUUGUGGCUCCCAUGCUCAGCAUUUCCUCCAGGCAGCUGAAAUUCUACCUGGAGAAGGUCCCAGGAAAGAGUCUAAAGCCCAUAUAUGAGAAGCUCAUCUUGGAGAAUGUGUUGUCUCUCUCUCUGUCCGUGGAGCUCUCUCUUGCAGAGCCGUUCUCCCUGUGUGAGGCCUCGGGAGCCCAGAGCCCAGCUACCACUAAGUCCGUUGUUUUAGGUGGCGGGAGGCAGGCUGAGUUGUGGGUGUGCUUCAAUCCAACUUACUGUCAGGAUCGGGUGUCACGAGUCGUGGAUGAGGUCCUUGAGAUCCACUACCAGGGACACCCACAGCAAGACACGGUGGAGCUGCACGCUGAGGUCCACUUCCCCAACCUCCACCUCUCCACCACCGCGGUGGACUUUGGCUGCGUGCUCAACUGCACGGGCACUCGUCAAGCAAUCUCGAUCACCAACUGCUCCCUGCUGCCGGUGUCCUACCACUGGGUCUUUCUGGGUGACCAGGAGCACGGUGCCAUCCGAGAGACAAAGAUGCUGGAGGCAGAGCGGGAACCAACAAAUGAGACCGAAGAAGAAGGGUGGAGGUCCUCUAGAAUGCCUUCUUCAGCCUUUUCAGCUCCUUUCAGCCCCGCGCUAGGUGCAGAUGAACCGAGCAGCGAAACGCAUGUGUUUGAUAUCCUGCCGAUACACGGUCAUCUGCAACCUGGGAAGCAGCAGCAGGUCAUUUUCUCUUUCUACGGCCAUGAAAAUGUCCGCAGAGAGGUGGUCGCACAGUGCCGCGUGGAGGAGGGGCCGGCGUACGAGAUCCAACUCAGAGGAGAAGCAUCGGUAGUCAGCUACAGCCUUGACUCUACGCAUAUUGAUUUUGGUCUGCAGCUGUUUGAUCACGAAUGGGAAGCUGAGGUGACCCUGAGGAAUACUGGCAAGAUGGGCUUUAAAUUUAGCAUCCUACAGCCUCAAAAAGAGGAUGAGGAGGAAGGUGGAGAGACGAAGGCCCUGGAAGAGGAGCAAAAUGAGAAAGGACAGGAAGUCGUCCCAGGCCAGCCCAUGGUCAUCCCUGCUAUGGGUUACAUUGAUCCCGGUGCGGCGCAAUGUCUGCGUGUGCUCUACCUCCCAGGCCUCCCCGAGGUGUUUGAGAAGCAGCUUCAGCUGCAGGUGGCUUUCCUGCCACUGCAGGUCAUCACGCUGACUGGAGAGGGAGUGUUCCCAAGGAUCAGCCUGAACUUGCCACAAAACCUGUCAGAGGAGUGUUACAGCGAUGCAGUGCAGCAGGCCAGAACAGCUGUGGCAGAAGAGGAGCUUGAGAAUGGAACUGCCACCGCUGGAGAAGCAGCAACUGAGGCCACCUGCACCCUUGAAUAUGAAGAACGGCUUCACAUGGAGGUUGAGAGGACGUUGGUCAAACAGAACGCUCUCGCUGUGACCGGCAGCCUGCUGGAGCGCAGAGACUCGCAAGGGUCCUCCAGAAAGUGGCACAAACUUAGCCAGUUCCUGCUCCCAGAGUAUGUUUUGGAUUUCGGUUGUGUCAUUCCAGGCAAUGUCCUCAGUCACACUGUGAAUGUGGCCAACACUGGGUCAGUGGCUGUGUCCUUCCAUGCCAAUGGCAACCCUCUAGCUGGAACAGGAUUCAGUGCAGACAUCGGGAGAGUGAAAAACCUGCCCUGUGGAGGGACACAGUCUUUCACAGUUACAUUUGCCCCCCAGAGCACCAACCUGAAGGUGGGGGACACAAGUGUUGUCAUGCCAAUAAAGGUCGUAGGCGGCCCGAUGGUCCAGGUGCGGCUGCGUGCAGUGGUGACUGUGCCGGCCGUCACCGUCUCCACGGAUGCACUGCAGUUUGACACUGUGCCGUGUGGCAUGUGUCAGAUGAGGACAAUACAGCUGUUUAAUCCUGAGUCUGUGGCGUGCUACUGGAGCAUAGCUGAGAAGGGGAAUCCUCUCACAAAGGUAGACAUAACUGCAUUUGGUGUUCUUGCUCUCUGCCAGCGUCAAAAGGACUUGCAGAAGCAGCGUCCGCCUCCCGUGGUCUUUAAGAUGAUCCCCAGCUCUGGCAUGCUGUCCCCUGGUGAAUGGGUCAAUGUCCAGAUAAAGUUUAGCCCUGCUGAGGGGCUUCCGUACAACAGGCAGCUACUGGUCCGCGUGGCUGAGAGCAGCCAGCAGGUGAUUAUUACAGCGCAGGGUCGGGGUGAGGAGCCACACCUCGAGUUUGGCACGUCGGUGCUGGAGCUGGGGCCGUGCCAGCCUAACAGCACUGACGUUGAGGCUGAGGUCACCGUCAAAAACCCUUGCUCUUUCCCCGUUGAAUUCUACUCCCUGGAAUUCGACACGCAGUAUCUCGAGGAAGAAAAGAUCCUGCGUCUGAUGCAGGGUUAUGACGAGAACAACAUUUUACUGCUGCCUCCCAGAGCCCCUGGAGAAAGUCUACCCACCGAACUGCUCGACUACUACCGGGAGCACUGCUCCCAGCUGAAAGAUGAUGCAGAGAUGAAUGAAGGCCUUGAGAAAGAAGAAGCCGUGACGAGUGAGACAUACAAGGAAGGAGAGAGGUCAAAACUAAAUGAUGCCCACUCGCCAGACAGAAAAGUGGAAGAAAUGCACACUUUCAGUGUGAAACCAGCUGAAUUACUCGUUCCUAAGAUGACUAAAGAGGGACGUCUUGGGGGACUGGGGCCGCUCGAGAUGACCCCCGUCUCCAGAGCAAAUGCCCGCCACAUGUGUGUUGAUCUGUCACAUGAGGGUCUGGCGGCACGCAACCACAGAGGCAUCGCUGUUAUUGUGUAUGGAGCCCCACUGACAGAUAAGGGCAGCACAGUGGCCGCUCUGGCAAGUCACUACGGAGGGGCGUGCCUGAGGGUUGAUGCUGUUGUUACAGAGGUGCUCAUGAACGGCACUUCACCUGUUGGCCUGACUGCAAGACAGCUCUAUGACGAUGCUGCUGCCGAGUAUGCCGAGAAGAAGUCCGAGGAGGCUGCUCCGACCACAGAACCAGGACCCGCAGCAGAUCUAGAAGCCUCAGAACCAGCUCCACGUUCAGCUCGACCUUCACGCGACACUUUGGAAGUUCCUUCAAAACUCAGUGAGGACGGCUUCAGUGGAAAUGACUCCAAGGCUCCUCGGCAUACUGAACACACACACUUUGCCCGUUGCCUGGGAGGAGAUAUGACCACACUCAGCAAUCUGUUGCCUGAACAGCUCCUGGUUGAUAUCCUGGCAGAAAGAUUUCAGCUAAGCGACUGUCACCGCGGCAUCGUGAUCGACGGCCUGGAGUCUGUGUUCGCUCAGUCAGCAGCCAGCACGCUGCAAAUGGUCCUCAAGGCCCUUAAUAACCGCAAACACGUCUUUGUCGUCAACCUUUUUGACUCCUACGCUGCCUUGAAGGCCCGGGAAAAAGCACAGAGAGAAGCCAAGGAGGCUCUGCACAAAGAGAAGGCUGACAGGGAGGAGCAGUGGCAGCAGGAGCUGGAUGAGGAGGAGUAUGACGCUCUGCCAGAUGAGGAGAAGGAGCGUAUCGUCCAGCGACUGAGAGAGAAGCGCAGGAAACAGAAUCUCAGGGAGCUCGAGCGUAUAGAGAAAGAGCAGGAAAAAAAGAGGCUCCAGGAGGAGAUGAAAAGGUUGAGAGAAGAAGAGCAGAAGAAGAAGAGCAGAAGGGGCGGAAAGAAAGACACUAACGAAGUGUUGAGGGAGGAGAAGCAGAUGUCUUCCAGUGACAACUGUAAAGAGCCACUCGUGGAUGCCAGAGAGCCGCCUAAUUUAAAUGAAGGUGCAGUGCAUCAUAGCAAAAAAGCUGAUGAUUUACAAAAGCAGACGGAGGAAAGCAAAGCUGUACAUGCAGAGUCUCCUCAACCUUCAGACCAGCUGGAGAGAAAAAAGUCCAUUGUGGAUGAGCUGCAGUCUCAGUUCAGUGUGUAUGAGCAGAGCCAGGAACAGGUGGAGCACAUCUUGCAGCACUGGGACCGAGCCCGCGGCUUGUUGCUGGUCCCACUCCCCAGUGAAGAGGUCCCACCGGUGUCGGAGGAUGCCCCGACAGAGAAACAGACUGUUAGCAAGAGGAGCAAGAGAGCCAGCAGCAAGAUCAUGUCCCCAAUGCCCAGUCAGAUGGCAGUACCAGCUGAAGUAGACAUGGUGCUUCCACAAGACGUUAUCCCACAUAUCGUCCUGAAUGUAACAGGGAAAGACUAUCCGAGUGCUGCAGAGCUGCUCGAAGGCAGCACCCUGCCUCCAUUGGUCGAGGUGUUGGAUGGCUUUGGCUUGGGACACAGCAGCCCACCCAUACCCCCUCCCAUCACUUUCUCUAUGGUUCCUUUUCCCAAAAACAGGGAGCAAUCUAACAGUCAACUCACCUGUAUCUGUUUCACCUUCCUGGUUCCCUCAGGGCCUGACGAACACAACAAGGAGAAUAAAGAUUUGGUGGAAGACUUGCAAGCAUCAGCUGUCAAGGAAGAGGCGGCGGCAACAGUUUCCAAAGGUCGCAGCAUGAAGGAGAGCAGAGAGAGUCAGAAGUGCAAGAUGCAAACUUCUGCCAAGACGAAGGCAAAGGGCUCGGACCGGUCUCGCUCGCCUCAGUUACGCGUCUCCUCCACAUCCGACUGCACUGAACGAGACCAACACCAAGAGGACUUAGAGCUGAAACGCAACCAGAGCCUGACAACAUAUAGGUGGGUUGUACCAGCCAACAGUGAGGUGAAUAUGAAGGUCUGGUUCUACUCAGACUCCCCAGGGAAGUUUGAGCAGACCUUCACCUUUGAGCUACUGGGGACCCAGAGACCGUACCAGCUCAUCUGCAGAGGAGUUUCCACCUAUCCCUCCAUCUGCAAAGGCUACAUGACUCUCUUUGCCAACAGUAAUAAGGUACCACAAAUGGAAGAAGUGCUCCAGAAGACAUACGCGGUUAAGCCUGGAUACUUUGAGUUUGGGCCGUUACUCUGUGGCAAAACCAGAGACAGAUACAAGGAAAAUAGUGACCCAGAGAACAUGGAGCGACUGGUGAUCCAUAACAAUUCAGGCCUGGAGGCUGAGAUCCAGUUCUGUUUCCAGCAUGAUAGCCAGGCCGCCACAUAUCUGCUGGACCCUCCGACCAUGAGUCUCAAACCUGACCAGAAACAGGAGUUGACAGUGUGGGCCUACCCAACACAACUGGGACAAAUGGAGGACAGCAUUGUGUGCCACAUCAAGGACAAUCCGGAGCUUGUCACCAUCAAUCUCUCCUGCUGGGGCGUUCGGCCAGAGCUGGAGCUGGAAAGCAAGCAUUUUAACUUUAAAAGAACUUUGCUGCACAGGCAUGACAGCCGCAGCGUGACGCUGCAUAAUAAGACGGCUCUGCCGGUGUCUUGGAGACUGCAGGGUGUGGAGGAGUUGAGUGAUGAGUUCAGUGUGCCACAGGAUGAGGGCAUCAUCUCACCCAACUCCUCUUUCCCACUGAGCUUGCACUUCAGGGCUAGUAGGCCACUCCACAUUAAGAAGAUCUUACGUCUGGAGGUAUCCGAUGUGGAGAAGAUUCUAGGCAUCGUGCACACAGAAAACAUACAGGUCACAGCUGAAGCCUAUGACAUAGCUCUGGACAUCACACCAGAUGGCUGUCUGGACUUUGGAACCAUUAAAGUCUUUGAAGAGGCCAAACUGUCUCUCAAGAUGAAAAACCAAGGGAAAUAUGAAAUAGCCUUCAAGUUUGCAUUGCAGCAGACCGACCCAAACCAGCCAAAACUGGACUCCUUUUUCACCGUGUCACCCCUGAGUGGGACUCUAAUGCCCCACGAGAAGCCCACAACAGUGCAAAUACUAUGCAGACCGAACACAGAAGUCUUAAUUAGAGCGCAACCUAUCCUGUCUUGCCAGGUGAUUGAUCCCAGCAUUGGGAAUGGAGGAGAACCCGUAGCCAUCCUAGCCAACAAGGUUUCAGUCAAGUCUGUCUUCUCCAGGUACAAGAUCACACCUGCAUGUGACCUCAACUUUGGCCCACUGGUCUAUGGCCAAAAGAAAAGCCAGAGCUUCACUAUUGAGAACAAUGGAGACUUCGAGACCCGUUUCAUCAUUUGCCACAUGAUCACGGACCCUGCGCCACUGGGGAAUGCAGGGGGUCCAGGAAGGAAGAUGCCCCUCGAAAGCCAUGCAGAGAGACUGACUGGUGCCAGUAGCAAAGUGAGACGUGAGUCUAUCCAGAAGGACAUGAGGAUGACACAGGUUUCUCUCCAGAAUCGCCUCACCAUGGGGGUGUUCUCACUGUCUCCCUGCAACGGGAACUUGCAGCCCGGCUCUCAGCAGGUGGUGACCGUGGACUGUGCGGCUGAACAGCUGGGCAAGUGGAAGCAGGGUUUGCUCAUUGACGUCAGUGACCGUGAUCCUUCAGACCAGCCGGAUGGCAUACCGUACAGACUGCUGGCGGAAGUCUGCAAGCCAGGUAUAGCGUUAGACAUGGCAUCCAUCUUUGAGGAACACCAUUUGUGCCACAACAGCAGUCAGCUCUUCUCUGAGCAGUUUUGCAAUGCUGAACGCAUUUACGUCCGAGACAAGAACCAGUUUAUUUUCAACAAAGUCCUGGUGGGGCGAACAGCCCAGGCCCGAUUCAAACUCACGAACAAGAGCAAUGUGCCCUGUGUGCUCAGCUUAGCCAUCAAGUAUGUUGGCGCUAAGAUUUCCCGCAGUGCGGAGGUUUUUGAUUUGUCUGCUACAACGCUGAGCAUCUCAAGCCAGUCACACUUGUUCGCUGUGGUCACCUUCACACCUCAGAUGAUGCGGCGCUACAGUGCUGUGUUUGAGGCCACAAUGGAGGCCACCAGCAGGUAUGAAAUGACACCCACAUUCAAGAGCACGGUGCUUGAGUUCAACCUUGUGGGAGAGGGCAAUCUGCCAAGUAUACGUGUGGUGCGUCCAGCUCUGAGGAACAACAGAGGAAGACCAAUGCUGCAGUUCACACGGGUGUUGGUCGGGCGCAGACAAACCCGGCCCCUGGUGCUGCUUAAUGAUGGGAAUAUUCCGGCUCAGGUCCAGAUUGACAUGCUAGAUAAACAUGGAGUGUUCACCCUCAAAGCUGCUCCUGGCCACACUUGCCGCUCCAUCCACUCCACACAGAUGGAGGGCCCAAAUGACUCAGAGCGUCAGUCGGUGCACCAAGCCAUGCUGAGGCUGGAUGUUAACGAGCAGGUGGAAUUUGAGGUCAGCUUCUGCUCCGACAAGCCCAUGAGUGUCACGGCCAAGAUGUCACUGCAGGUGGAGGACAACCAGUACGGCACAACCCGAAUACAAGUGACCGGAGAAGCUUACCAAGAAGUUGUCUCUCUUGACAACAUCGGACAGGAAAUAGAUCAGGAGGAUGAAGAGGAAGGUAAUGUAAUGCUGAAUUUGCUGAAUUUUGGGGACUGCCAUGUAGAUUGUCCCUAUCAAGAGAGUUUCACCAUGACCAACCACAGCAGCGGCCAGGUAGUGCGGUUUGAGUGGCCACCUGAGGGAUCCCAUGUCUUCUUUUCACCACAGGUGGGGCACCUUCAUGCUGGUUGUUCUAAGGAAGUGACUGUCACCUUUGACUCCAAUGAGCCAGUGACGCUUACCUGCCAGCCAAUGAGAUGCAAAGUUAGUCAGGUGGAGUUCCAGCAGCCGCUAGAGCAGGUGUCCGACUGGGACGACCGGCAGAGGACGGUGCAGUGGCUGAAUUCUUCCAAGCAGGCCUCAGAAGCACCACAGCAGCCUGGGAUGAAUAAGGGGAUGAAGACGGAUCCGGAGCCCUGCUGCUCUAUUGUUGAGGGCUCCCAGUGGGAGUUGGAAUUGCGAAUCAGCGCAGUUUGUGACUACGUGAAGUUGAGCUGCGACACCGACACCAUCCUCUUCAAAGACACCCUGCUUUACCAGACCAGGCUCCACCAACUGCAGAUCGUGAAUCAUGGCACUGUCAAACUGAAAUACUCCUGGAAAGUCCAUCUGGAUCCAAGGGACAACAUUGUAAACCAUGACCAAAGAGAUGGGACGCUCACCCCUAGACACCCUAGCGUGUUAACUAGAGCUCGCCCUGCCAGCGCUCUUGCAAGCAGGAUGUCUCUUCUGACGGGGAAUCCUGAGCUUCUGCCCAUCAGCGUCGAGCCCAGCAUUGGGGCCGUAGCGCCCGGUGCCACUCAGGAUUUCAGCAUCCGCUUUUCACCUUGGGAAGUGGCCCAAUUUCAGGGCAGGCUAGUCAGCAGUAUCCCCAACUUGCAGGAUGGAGAUCAGGCUCCCUGUGUCUCAGUGUGUGGCCGCAGCAUGUUGCCCCACUGCCACUUUGACCUGGAGGACUCAGACUACAUCAGUGGGAACCGCCGUAACCCGGAUUUCAGGGGCCCUCUGGACCCUAACACCAGGGUCGUAGAGUUCAACUCUGUUGGCUUCUCUGUGCCAUCCACAAGACGUUUCAGUGUGGUGAACCCAACCAGUAAACCCUACUCAUUCAAGUGGAGGUGUGAAGACAGAUGCGCUGGCCCAUUCUGCUGCCUCACCCCACGUGGCACCAUCUUGCCUGAGAGUAAGGCGGACGUGUGUUUUGAAUAUGUAGCUGAGCAGCUGGAAGCGGCGGAGUCAUUCUGGAGCUUUAGGAUUGAAACUCUGUCACUGUCUUUCCCCUUCCUGUGCGUGGGCUCCACUAGAGAACCCCUUGUCUACCUCGACAGACCUCACCUUGACUUUGGAGAACUGCUUGUUGGUCGUAAAGUGGAACAGGCAGUCGACCUGGUGAACGGGGAGGAGGAGCUCUUCCACUUCUCUGUCGUGCAGUCAUCUCUUCUCUGUGACGACCAGCAGUCCAGCCUCAUUGUGCAGCCCAUGACUGGCGCAGUGGCCCCAAGAGACAGGUUGCCACUGUCAGUGUCCUUCACGCCUUGCCGGGAGGGCUGUGUGAGCUUCAGAGUGGUUCUGAGGGUGAAGAGGAAAUCAGAGCCACUCGCGCUCACAGUUAAAGCCGAUUGUUUCAGCAUGAGAACCUCCGUUCAAGUUGAGAAGCCAGAAGGAGGCCUCAGAGAGAUCGGCCCCGACCACAAAGACACUUUGGACUUCGGGAAGUUGGGGAUUUCAGAGCAAUCCGCCGUUAAUUUCCUGGUGUCCAAUCUGGCAAGAUCCAGAUUGGAAGUGAACUUUGACCUAACGGGUCCCAGUGAGCUGCUGCAACACUUGGAAAUAAAGCCACAAAACGAUAGUAUUGAGGUUGGGAAGCAGCUGCGAUCUUCACUCUUCUUUUGUCCACGAAGCAUCUGCAAACUGCGGGAUGUCCAACUGAGUAUCAAGAUGAAGCACGGGCCGACAUUUACAUUUGCCAUCGAAGGCGGAGCUGUAGCACCCAGUCUUGAAUUCUCCUUCACCAAGCACAACUUUGGCAAGUGUUUCGUGCACAGUCCGGGCACGGUGCCGGCCUCCCAGACUUUGGUGAUCAGCAACAAAGGCAAAAGGGACAUAAGUGUCAAGUGCCAGUUCAGAAACACCUCUCACCUGGAGAUGGACUUCCAACCAGAUAUUGUGUCCCCUGGUGGCGUGAUGAAGGCAGCGCUCACCUUCUAUCCUCGUGAAGCAUGCCGUUACCAUGAAAGACUCACCUUUGUCCUAAACAGCUGUGUCACGAGGCACGUGGACAUACUGGGGCAAGGCAUCGAGAUGAAGCUGGGGCUGGAGAACCCCAAGCAGCGGAAAGUGAAGCUGGGAUCUCUGAUGUUGGGUCAGAAGGUGAAGAAACAAGUGGUUCUGGUCAAUCGCAGCUCUUUAGACCUCUCCUUCACUCUGCUGCUUAACACCAACACCCCACUGGCUCCAAGGGAUCUUACAGUCAGUCCUGCAGGUGAGCUGAACCUGAAAGCCCGUGUUGGUUCGUGUAACGUUGAGAUCCAGUUCUCGCCUCGUCAGCACAUACCUCCCUUCACCGCUGAGCUGCAGGCGGAGUUUGCAGGCCUGCUACACCCCCUGCUGACCAUCCAAGGCUGCUGCCAGGGUGUGGAGGUCCAGCUGGACCAGGUCCACCUAGCCUUUGGAACUGUUGUCCAGCGCUGCCAAGCCAGGAAGAGGAUCGUCAUGAUGAACGCUGGGGACAUUGGUGCCAAGUUCCAGUGGAAAACAGAGAAUUUUCCUCCAGAGUUGUCCAUCACACCAGUUAAAGGAUACAUCUGCCCAGGCAUGGAGGUUCCUUUCCAAGUGACUUUUGCCCCGGUGGAGCUGAUCAACGACACGAGAUAUGAGAACCUGUCUUGCUGUGUGGAGGGCUCCUCCUCACCCGUCACUCUCACUGUAACGGGCUCCUGCAUUGUAGCCUCCACUAGCAAAGAGGUGGUGAACUUUGUUUGCCCAGUGCGCGGCUCUCACAGCCAGACUCUGCCCGUGUUCAACCCCACAAACCAGCACUGCAGCAUCAGACCCGUCAUAGAGGGAGAACAGUGGAGCUCUGAGCCAUCUGUGAUCCUUGAACCCCUCCAAAACAAGACAUGCGAGAUCACCUACCGACCGCUGUCCGUUACUGCUGACGGGAAGAAACACCUGGGAUCAGUCUUUUUCUCCUUCCCUGAUGGGACCGGCAUGCUGCACUCCCUUCACGGAACUGCUGAACCUCCAAAGGCAAAGGACACCAUUGUGCAUGAACUGCCUGCAAAGACUCACCACACAGAGUUGCUUCCCGUGCACAACUGGCUCUCCAAGCAUCAGCGGUUCCGUGUGUUGAUGGAGAUCCUGAAACCGGACAAUCCCGAUGCUACGGUGUCCCUGAAGGGUCUAGAAUACAUUGAUGUCCCUGCUUUGGCCAGUCGAGAUUACAAGAUGUCUUUCUUUACAUACAGAGAGGGCAAUUACAACACCAAGGUGACGUUUCAUAACGAGGGGUCCGGCGAGUACUUGUUCUACCUUGUUACCUUCAAAGCCACGUCCCCGGGAGUCCUGUCCACCAUAAUGCUGGCGACCCCUGUCCAUCGGACGGCCUCGGCCACUGUGCAUGUGGAGAACCCCCUGACCACAGUUACCUGCCUGACCACUGAGUGUAAAUGCCCUGAAAUCAGUGCCCCGCCUCAGCACACUGUGCCAGGACAGUCAAAGGGCUCUCUCAGCUUCGAGUACCAGCCCCUGCGUCCGGGCGAGUCCACAGCCCGGCUGACUCUGCACAGUAACGAUCUGGGCUACUUCCACUACGAUCUGCUUCUCAGAGCUCUGCCCCCACCACCAGAGAAAACCGUCCACUUCCGCACUAGUCUGGGCUGCAGCCAUUCCAUUCUUGUUAAGUUGACCAACCACGCCCGCUUCAAAACUGAGUAUUCUGGCAAGACCGAUUGCCCGGACUUCACAUUGGACAAGGCCAGAACCCAGGUGGUGGGGUCAGAGGUCAGCAUUGAAGUUUGUUUUGAACCUCAUCAGCUGGGGGUAGCGAGAGGCCAGCUCAGCUUGUCCUCCGCGAUCGGUGGCGAUUACAUCUUUCCCUUGCAGGGGAUCUGCCUUCCUCCCGAAGCCCAGGGCCCGUUUCGCGUCUGUGCAGGUCGCACCGUUUCCAUCCCCUUCAAGAAUGUCUUGCUGCAGGCCACCACUUUCUCUAUUCAGGUGGACAACCCUUGUUUCAUAGUUAAAGAGGUGGACAGCAUCCUCUCCAAAAAGACCCAAAACAUCAUGAUAUCCUUCGAGGCCCCUCCAGGAAGCUCUCCGGGGCCGUGGUUCGGCAAGCUGACCAUCUCCAGCCAGCGCUCCGAGGGCCACAGCAAACCUUGUUCUUGGGUGUAUUACCUGAGGGGCUACCGCUCUGAGUCAUCUUAGGGACAGAGACGUGUGCACGCAGACUUACACACAUGCAAUCGGCUGCGCAGACACACACAUGAGAGCACACGCAAACAGAUGAAUGCACAGGACGCGAUUUUGACUCAAGCCUUCAAUGUGUAACUUAGUUUGUAUGAUGCUUUCUGUGUGAGUGUUGACAAAUGAUUUAUACAACGCCUGAACUCCAGUGUCGGUUUCAAAAACAGACUGAAUUGUCCUGUGUAUAUUUAUUUGCUUUGAAUAAUUAGUUGUCACAUUUGUGUUUGUGAAUAUUUUAAUAGUCAACUGAAUAAAACCUGCAUAGGAAACCU